GCCUUCGAAACUUUCGAUUAUUUUCCAGCUUUUGAUGUCAGAAAUUGUGAUUAUAACGGUCAAACUAACUAGGUCUCACACAACAAAUUAACCAUAUGUUCUGUUUCGUUUCAUUUUUUUGUUCCAUUCCAUAUCAACGGAUAAUAACUGGAGACCAGUAGCUGAAAACUUUUGAAACUUAGCUCUCAUGUACCGAUUAAUAUUCAAACUACUCUUGUUGUUGGCAACUUUAGCAAUUUCUCUCGCGCAAUAUGAGCUGACUGAGAGACAAAAAUGGCAGUCGCUGGACUCCCACAACAAGUUCCGCAACAACCUCGGGUGGAAAGAUCGCAAGGGCAAAAAAUUCAGUGGAUAUGCUGUGAACAUGAAGAGACUCAAAUGGGACGAUGAACUGGAGAAGUCAGCUCAGGAGACUGCCAAUUUAUGUACAAAGGAGCACAUUAUUCCUAUGGUGGGCGUGAAUUGGAAACUGAUGGACCUAUUUGGAGGUCACGUGGGUGAAAACCUGUACUUCGGGGGAGGCUACAAGGCCAACAGGAAUGUGGGGAACGACUUUGUCGCAGGAUGGUAUGAGGAAAUCAUGUUCUACGACUGGCAUAAGCACAACUGUUACCCGAAGAACGAAUGUGGUCACUUGACCCAGAUGCUAUGGGACGACACUGAGUUCAUAGGGUGCGCACAGCAGAAGUGCCAGACUACCUACAAGAACAGCAAAAGUCCGCAGACAUGGACCAACUAUGUUUGCAGGUACGGACCAGGUGGCAACUGGCAAGGGCAGAAACCAUUCGAGACAACCCAGAAGUACAACAAAAGGUGCAAGCACGGCCUGGUGCCCGAUGACAAGUAUCCCAGAUUGUGUGUUUAAACAACGAGGCAAUCGCACUCGACCAACUCGCGUGGAUUUGAGAGAACUAUGAUUCCUUGCUUUUGAAAUACACUACAAACUAAAAAAUAUUUAUCCAUAAAAUUUAUAAUUAAAUAUCAACAUAAAAA
Messenger RNA from Symsagittifera roscoffensis, 993 nucleotides. RefSeq lists its product as uncharacterized. NCBI's taxonomy places the organism in Eukaryota, Metazoa, Xenacoelomorpha, Acoela, Convolutidae. The transcript is spliced from 5 exons. The record is from RefSeq and is a predicted model, not a curated record. Bases 188 to 865 code for a protein of 225 amino acids.